UCAUCAGUUAGCGGCUAGCGGCAAGAGCGAGGCGGUGGAACUCUGCGAUAAGCUCACGGUUUAUAAAUACCUUCUACUCCCAAACCACAUUUAUUAUGGCCUCACAGGAAAGCCAAGAAUUCAAUCGCAACAUCAUGGUUGGAUUCAUAGGAGGCGGUCGCAUGGCGCAAGCCAUGGCCAAGGGAUUUAUUAAUUCAGGUCUGGUCCGUGCCACCAACAUCGUGGUGAGUGACUCGAGCCCCCUGGCCCUCCAGAGCCUGCAGCAGCUGGGCGUGCGCACCACACAGAGCAACAAGGAGGUGGUGGCCGACAGCGAGCUGGUGGUGGUGGCGGUCAAGCCCAACGUGGUCAAGAAGGUGCUGGAGGAGGUGUCGCCGGAGGUCAGCACGGACAAGCAGGUGUUCGUGUCCAUAGCGGCCGGAGUGACCAUCAGCUCGUUAGAACAGGUCCUCCCACAAGGCACUCGAGUGAUCCGCGUGAUGCCCAACACACCGUCCCUGGUGCAGGCCGGCGCCUCCGUGCUCAGCCCGGGCUCGAACGCGCGCCGCGGCGACCCUGAGGUUGUGCGCACGCUCCUGGGCUCGGUGGGCUUGUGUGAGGAGGGGGCAGAGUCUCUCCUGGACGCCGUCACGGGCCUCAGCGGCAGUGGACCCGCCUACGCUUUCGCUGCGAUUGAGUCAAUGGCGGACGGCGGGGUCAAGAUGGGGCUGCCCCGUGAACUGGCUCUCAAACUGGCGGCACAGACGUUGCUGGGAGCGGCCAAGAUGGUCCUGGAGACGGGCAAACACCCGGGCCAGCUGAAGGACGAGGUGUGCUCCCCUGCCGGCACCACCAUCUCCGCCAUGCACGUGUUGGAGAACCGGGGGUUCCGCGCCAGUCUGAUCGACGCUGUGGAGGCAGCAACUCUCAGGGCUAGGGAGCUAGGCGCCUCUAACUAAGUGAGGGGCUGGUAGAUGGAUGGAUGGAUAGAUGGAUGGGUGGAUGGAUGGACGGGCGAGUGAGAGAGUGUGGUGAACAAUAGUGGAUGAUGGUGUGCGUGUAUGUGUGUGAGUAUGUGAAUGAGUGUGCUGUGUGUGUAUUG
Messenger RNA from Aplysia californica (California sea hare), 1081 nucleotides. Its product is annotated as pyrroline-5-carboxylate reductase 1, mitochondrial. Gene Ontology annotation, molecular function: pyrroline-5-carboxylate reductase activity. The record is from RefSeq and is a predicted model, not a curated record. NCBI's taxonomy places the organism in Eukaryota, Metazoa, Mollusca, Gastropoda, Aplysiida, Aplysiidae. Gene Ontology annotation, biological process: L-proline biosynthetic process. Bases 96 to 938 code for a protein of 280 amino acids. The transcript has 5 exons.